This is a messenger RNA of Magallana angulata, 2465 nucleotides long. RefSeq names its product E3 SUMO-protein ligase ZBED1-like. The record is from RefSeq and is a predicted model, not a curated record. Bases 221 to 2146 code for a protein of 641 amino acids. NCBI's taxonomy places the organism in Eukaryota, Metazoa, Mollusca, Bivalvia, Ostreida, Ostreidae. The transcript has 3 exons. Gene Ontology annotation, molecular function: protein dimerization activity; DNA binding.
AAACGAUUGUCGCCGACGAUCGAUUGUUGAUCGUUUAUGGGCUGCCGAUUCCGAUUAUCGAUUACGAAUUUUAUGAUCGAUUGUCGCUACAAUAAACAUGUGUAAGAGUAAAACGAAACAAACACGUACGCAUUAAUAAUACGAUGGUAGUCAUGAUACAAUUGAAAACGAAACAAGAGAAAAUGGCGUCCGAGGUCGACGACGAGAUAAUAACAACGAGAUGGAAAUAUAUCCCUACCCGGGGAAGGCAAAAUCUGAUGUGUGGAAGUUCUUUGGCUUUCUCAAAAAGACGGAUGGUCCACCGAUAAAAGCUAAUUUGGACAUGACUACGGCGAUUUGCCGAGUAUGCAAGAAAAAGUAUGCAAACAAAGGGAACACGACGAAUUUUCGAAUGCACAUCGAUGGCGAACAUUACGGUGACUUAGAACCUAAAUUAAAACAAAAGAGUCAGCCCCGUCUUGAUAGCUUCCUCAAAACAAACAAACCUGUUGGGAAAAUAAGUCCAGAAAGGCAGUCAACAAUUGACGAUGCAUUAAACAAAAUGAUCGUUGGCAAGGUUUUACCUGUGAGCAUUGUUGACAACAUCUACUUCAGGGCCUUUGUGGAACUCUUAGAUCCGAGAUACCAGGUACCUUCCCGGCCAACUGUCAUCAAACGAUUAGAAGAAAAAAAGUUGAAAGUUGAAGACAAACUUAAAAGCCAGUUGAAGCUCUCUGCAGAUAUAUCUAUAACACAUGAUGGCUGGACAAGCUUGAACACAGAGUCAUAUUACACAACAACUGUACAUUUUAUUGACAAUGAUUGGUGUUUGCAAAGUGCUGUUUUAGGAACAAUAAAACUUGCAGGGAGUCACACAGGUCAGAACAUAGCUAACGAACUUAAAAAUACACAAGAUCGUUGGUCCCUUCCUAAACCAACUGCAACCUCAGACAACGCAGCAAAUGAACAAAAGGCUUAUGAAAUUCUUGGUUGGAAUAGAUUUGGAUGUUAUGGACAUCGAAUCAAUCUGAUAGUGAAAAACUCUCUGUCAUUUCCUGAGGUAACCAGAGUUUUAGGGAAGGCCAGAACACUGGUAGGUUUUUUCCAUAAAUCCAGUAGCAUGACAGAUAUGCUGCAUGAAAAGCAAAAAUUACUAUUUAGUGACAGUAAAGUGGGACACAGGCUUCUGAUUGAUGUGGCAACCAGAUGGAACUCAACUCUGUUCAUGCUACAACGUCUCCUUGAACAAGCACCAGUUCUUAUGGCCUUAGCUAAUGAUACAUCCUUGCCCAAGCAUGCCAGUACAACUCUCAAGAACUCUGUAUUCAAUUUUGUCGAGUUGACCUUGGUUGAAAACAUGGUGAAGAUUCUUGUCCCAUUUGAAAAAGCUACCACCCUUGUUUGUGCAGAUCAGCAUCCCACCAUGCACAAAGUCCUUCCCAUAGUUACAAAACUUAUGCGAGCAACUGAGAUUUCAGAUGAUGAUGCAGCAGUUAUAAAGAAGAUAAAACAGAAAAUGCUAGCAGAGAUGAGCAAAAGAACACAAUCAGAAGAUAUUUCUCUUAUGGCCUGUUUGUUGAAUCCUUUUACAAAAGGCUUAGACUUUGUAUCAGAAGAGAGAGAAAAGGCACAUGCUCUCCUGAGAGGAUUGGUAUGUGGAAUUACCAUUGUUAAGAAAGAGAAAGACACCCAAGAGGCACCUGAAGGAGAAGUCUCAGCAGAAAAAGAUAAUAAUGUUCCUGCUCUUCCAAACCUAAACUUACCUGAUAAUGAGACUGGCCAUGAAGUCCAUGAUCUUUCUCAGCCAUCUGCUGCGAAAAAACUGAAAUCAGCCGACACUGAUGAUUGGUUAGAGGAUGUGGUAUGUGUAGGAGAAAGUUUAGAUGUAGGAAGUGCUGCAGAGCAUGAGAUUGAAAGAUACCUAGGUUGUCAGAUUGAUGCAGUUGAUCAUAAUUUAACUGUGUUGGAAUGGUGGAAGAAAAAUUCUCUAUUUUUUCCUAGGAUCUCAAUACUGGCCAAAAAAUUUCUGGCCAUCCCGGCAUCAUCUGUGUCAUCUGAGAGGGUUUUUAGUCUUGGGGGACAAAUUGUUUCUAAGAAAAGAUGCAGACUCAGCCACAGCAAUGUGGACUUAUUCAUUUUUUUAAACAAAAACAUGAAGUACUGGUAGUCUGGUAGAUGUGUGAUGCCAUUAUGAAUUCUUGAACAGAUCAGAUCUAGUCAAACAUUUUAGACAGUUUAUUUCUUAUGGAAAAAAAUGUUUCUCUUUUCCAAGUCCUUUAUUGUUAUUUUUUGUUAUUAAUGCAACAGAGAGUUGUCUUGAAAUGUUGAGAUUAAACUCAAAUUACUUAAUAUGUGUUGUCCUUAGUUUGUUCUAUGCAUAAAAAAUGCUAAACAGAAAUUGAAUUUUGUGAAUAAUUUAUUUACUGAUUAUUUCGAUCAUUGAUCGAUUAUGCUUGUCCGAUUUUAACCGAUUAUCGAUUUAAAAA